Molecule: messenger RNA, 6094 nt
Organism: Oryctolagus cuniculus (rabbit)
Lineage: Eukaryota; Metazoa; Chordata; Mammalia; Lagomorpha; Leporidae
Gene: MLEC
Product: malectin
Cellular component (GO): membrane
Molecular function (GO): carbohydrate binding
Source: RefSeq, a predicted model, not a curated record
UGAGGUAGGAGGCGGCACCCGUGGCUGAGGGGGAGGCCUGAGAGCGACAUGUCCCCGGCGGCUGAGGCAGAGCGGCUCGUGGCGCUGUUUUUCUGAGUCCGGGGCGGCCUGGCGGCCGGCCGAGGACAGAAACCGGCGGGGGCUGCUCCCGCAGUGGUGGCCGCCAUGCUGGGGGCCCGGGCGGUGGAGGGAGCCCUUGUGGCGCUCCUGCGGCUGCUGCUGCUGCUGGCGCUCCGGGGGCCGGGGCUCGGCGUGGGUCGCGCGGCGGGGGCCGGGCUGCCCGAGAGCGUCAUCUGGGCCGUCAACGCGGGCGGCGAGGCCCAUGUGGACGUACACGGGAUCCACUUCCGCAAGGACCCUUUGGAAGGCCGGGUGGGCCGAGCCUCAGACUAUGGCAUGAAACUGCCAAUCCUGCGUUCCAACCCUGAGGACCAGAUCCUCUAUCAGACAGAGCGGUACAAUGAGGAGACAUUUGGCUAUGAAGUGCCCAUCAAGGAGGAGGGGGACUAUGUGCUGGUGUUGAAAUUUGCUGAGGUCUACUUUGCACAGUCCCAGCAGAAGGUAUUUGAUGUACGAUUGAAUGGCCAUGUCGUGGUGAAAGACUUGGAUAUCUUUGACCGUGUUGGGCACAGCACAGCUCACGAUGAAAUCAUCCCUAUGAGCAUCAGAAAGGGGAAGCUGAGUGUCCAGGGGGAGGUGUCCACCUUCACAGGGAAACUCUACAUUGAGUUCGUCAAGGGUUACUACGACAAUCCCAAAGUCUGUGCACUCUACAUCCUGGCUGGGACAGUGGAUGAUGUACCAAAGCUGCAGCCUCAUCCAGGAUUAGAGAAGAAAGAAGAAGAAGAGGAAGAAGAAGAAUAUGAUGAAGGGUCUAAUCUCAAAAGACAGACCAAUAAGAACCGGGUGCAGUCGGGCCCCCGCACACCCAACCCCUAUGCCUCGGACAACAGCAGCCUCAUGUUUCCCAUCCUGGUGGCCUUUGGAGUCUUCAUUCCAACCCUCUUCUGCCUCUGCCGGUUGUGAGAAUAAAUGACCAUCCUGAACAGGAUGGAAGGGUGUGGGAAAGAAACCAAACAUAUUGGUUUUGGUUUCUGUAUUUUUCAAAAUGAUUAACAAAAAACCCCCCCAAAAAAAACAAAAAACACACAAAAAGUAAAGGAAACGAAAAGAGGGGGGUUGAGUGGAGAGCAGCCCUCAUCCACCACUUGGUCCCAGACCUGCUUCAGUCCUAGUGCUCUCUUUGUGGCUGGCCCCAACCGUUUCUUCCUUUCUAGGGUACUUGGGGUAAAUUGGACCCUUCCUGUCCAGGGGUCCAUGUCUGUAUACCUAGUGGAAAGGACUCUGAACUAGAGCAGUGGUGGUUCCUCUUUUUAGGUUAGUAAUUAACAGCAGGGGGCUGUCAUCUUAUUGCCUGAGAAGACCAGCACUGGGAAUUGGAAAUUCUAAAGUUAUAUCCAGAUAAGUUUUCAGAUAUCCUGGGAUUGAGAGAGUAUGUGUGUCAAGGUGUAAAUUUGCAAGGUAAAGACAAAAAGAAAGAAGGAUGUUUUUAAAAAAGAAAAGUCAGCAUUUACCUGAAGCCUUUUUGGAUGAGUCCGGUGGCUGCUCCACCUUCAGUAUUUGAACUUUGUUGUUGUGCCAGUGAGAGGACUGUCUGGUAUCCAAGGCGAUUACUUUGUCAGGUCCUCAGAUUGCCUCUGACACGGUACCACAACAGAUUGUUUUGAUUUUAGUGCCUGUUGGGGACUUGAUUUCUUGUCAAUUUGUUUCUUACUCUCGCUCAUUUGAAAUCUCUUCUCCCUCUUUACCAUCCACUAAGUUAUUGACAAGAAGGGAAGAAGACAUGGGGGUCUGGGCUCUCUCGGCUCGAAUGUCUUACCCUCUGCUGCCUCACGUUGUUGGUACCUCCCUCCCUGGGUCUCUGAGCCAGCAGUUCUUCACUGGCCCCUUUCUAGGGUCUCCCUGCCAGGGGGCAGGGAUGCUUUCCAGCCUGCAGCAACAGAACACUUGACCUUAAAAGUCUCUUCUGAUCUCUAGAUUAGGAAAGGCUUAUGUUAGCAUAAUUUAAGAGCAACCUCAGAGACUUGAGCCCUACUAAGUGACUGACCACUGUUUAGAGUGUCUCCUAUAUGACGUUCAUUUUUCCCCAUGUCCUUCUGUGUCACACUUCAACCAAUUUCGGUUGACAUCUAGACUGCCCCAAGGAACUAGACUGAUUGGCUAAACUGGCCCAGUGACAUCUCUUACUGAAUAGUAUGGCUUUCGGCCUUUACCCUUCCUGAGUAGCAGUCAGAUUCUUGGUUGUGAUGGGCUGCAGUCAGCCAUGGACCUGGCAGCUCUGAAGCUAACCUUGGCGACGAAGUGUCUGUCUCGAAUUCCCUGGAAACUUUGCUGCAGGAAGUGAAGCUUCCCUGUGCCUUCCUUUCUGAUCACGGUCAUCCAUUUCCCAGUGAGGGUAAUGGUGAGGGAGGACCUGGCCAAGUUAAAGGGAACUCUGUGGCUGGGAGGCAGCAGAAUUAGCUUCGGCUUGGGCUGAGCACCAGAGACGCUCAGGCCAGGCUCAUCUUUCUUGUAUGUGUUUAAUUUUGAGUUUGCCUUACUAGAUGUGUUCUUUAAGAGCCCCAUAUAUUUGAACUACUCCUUAUCUGACAAAGUAAGUAGCUCUUGGGCUCUUGGUGAUUACUCUAGGCCUGCAUUCAGUCCUCUGAGAAUCAAGGCCCUUUAUUUUUGCUGUGACUUGGAUGUCGGUCCUAGGGUAUGGAGUCAGGCGGCUGGAUGGUUAUGGAACACUCCUGGAGUGCUUCCCUAAGUGCCCCUGCUUCUAGAGGAUGAUACUUUAGCCUUGGUCUUAAGGACAGCCUGUCUGGGGCAGUGGGCAUCUAAUUGGGCUUCUGACAGUGAAUUUGGUUCCUGCUCCAUCACAACUUCCCAAAAGCAUGGGCCACUGCCAGUGGAUUAGACAAGUUGAUCAAGGACCCAGUACUGUCUGCGUUUUGCCUUGUUUGUUAGUUUGCCUGGGUUUCUCUGAGGAAGGAGGGGAUCCUGCCUCACCUCAGCCCAUCCCUUUGGUGACUCAGAGUCUCAGAAGGAAACCCUGACUCCUGGGGCCAUUUCCUAACGGUACUGUAAGCCAAGCAGCUUUGCUUCUGCCUCUGUUUCCAAGCCCACCCUUUUCCCCUGGACUCAGGGGUAGGGAUGGAUGCUUUCCUCUUUGGUUGUGACUGAAAGGAAGGAACAUCUUUCUAAGGCUAACAAAAACUGAAGGGGAUGGAAGGAAACAGGAAAAAGCAUGGUGGGGGCUGGGGUAGAUUCCCCUGGAGCCAAGCCCACCGGGCUAGCAAGAGCUGCCUAGGGCUGGCGACAGCUGGCUCAUGAUGCUGAACUUGAAAGCUUUUUUUAUUUUUAUUUUUUCCUUUGAGGUGGGGCACUCCUCCCAGAAGAUAUAGGUACAUGAAGUUUAGGUGAAAGGGGUGGGAUAGGGCACUCUUUUUUUUUUUUUUUUUAAUUGCGUGUGUCAAGAAUUACUCUGUUGUUCAUCUUUUGCUUUUUGCACUGUUUAUUCCCCCGUCUGUAUUUUGAGCUAGUGCUAGGAUUGAGACACUGCACUGCAGGGUGUGUGCCUGGUCUCGGGAGGUGAUGGGUGAUGCCAGUCCAAGGUGGGGAGGAGGGGCCUGGGCUCUUCGGCUGCACUGACUGUCUCAGCCGGCUGAAGACAAGAGCAGAGCCAGGGGGCAGCUCCUUUCACUAGAAGCGUGGCUCAGGUCAGUUCCUCGGAGGGUUGUGCAGAGACAUCUGCUGGAGAUAAGCCGAGUGUGCACAGCCCAGGCCGGGUUUGGGUCAAGCCAUCCGCUUUCCAAUGGGACUUUUUUUGGCUGUCACCCUAACUGACUGAAACAUCGUGCCAAGACAAUAUCUGUGGGGGUCCACGUCCCCUAAAGCAAAUCCGUUUUUUCUGAAGAGUCUCCACUGUUGAGGAGAAGCUGCUCAGGGCACACCGAGUUCUGGGAUCUGAGUGACGGUCAUCUCGAGGUGGCAGUGGUGGUAGACUCCCUGGCUGCAGGCCGCCUGUCUGUGUGAGAGCGCAGUUGUGUUCUCUUGAGUGCUGGGAUCACAUGAGCGCUCACAGGCUGUGAUGAGGAGGGUGCAGUCUGAGUCAAGUUUACCUCCCCCUUCUGUGCCUGCAAUCUGCCUGGCCCAGCUUUCUUUUGGAGAAGCUUCUGUUUUAAGGAAUUUCUCUUCCUUUCUCUCUUGCCUCUAAGCCUCUCAGAAGGCCUGGCUCUGGCUUCUAGAAUCUCAGCUGGGAACUUCAGGAAUGGCAGCAGUAUUUCCCUUUCCUAGCACUUAUAUCCCUUUCCCUAGAAAUCUGCUCACCUUGGGAAGCCCAGGGAAAGGAUUAGCAGGUUCCCUACCCUCCCUGGGGGUUGGGGAAGGACCCACCCUGGUCAGCACAGUGCCUUUUCCUCUCCUGCUCUGCGCCAGGGUGGGCAUUCCCUCUAGAUUCAGGUCUGGGUAGGGGUCCAGCUGCAUCCCCACCCUCCCUCUCCCCUUUGCUGGCCUCCUCUGACGUAACUCAAGUGUCUUCUUGCCUUGAGGAGCCUUAAUGGCACCAAGUGGCAACAUGGAAUAUUGUCCUCCAUGCCUCUCCAAAGGGACCUAGGAGAGCAGGUGAGCUUUCCCAAGGGAGAGACCAGUUGAUGCUCCUGUUUUUAAGAAAGACAUGGGGGGAGGGAUGUCUGGGGCUCCCUCCUGCUGUGGCCCUUAGGACAGAGGCUGGGGCAGGGCUACGUGCUAGUGCACGGAGGCAGGGCCACAAGCACCCAGGGUCUGUUCAGAAAUCUGACAAGACAUCUGCCUCUCUCCUGUGGAAGAUACAAUUAGGGAUCAAAGAGCCCCAGGAAAAUUGCAAAGAAGCCUCACAUUAGCGCUUCAGAGAAGCAGUGCAGUUUUCCCUUUCAGCACGAGCGAGGACUCUUCCUGCUUCCUGACUUCUGGGGCAAGAAGGCUGGCCAUCCUCGUGUCCUGGCCGAGCUGCUGGGCACUGGAGGGUCAGCUGCUGGGGAGGGCGUGUUUCUUCUUGCACAGGUGUGGCUGCUGCCCCUCUGGCCUGUCCUUCCCCAGUUGUUUGGGUGGCCAAGUCAUCUUGACAAGAACAGAUGAUCUGGGGACUGGUCGGGUUGGCAGGAAAAGAGCAGGAUGGAUCUCGGGACGAGUUCCACCCAGGAGCAUAAAACAAGGAGCUAGGAUUGCACUGGCAGCCAGGGAAACAGUGCCUGUUCGAGUUGGCAGAGGCCCUUGGCACCUCCUGAUCCAGGCAGUCGUGUGAGGUGGGGGCACAUGGCACUGGGAAAGGCAGAGCUCCACUCUCACCUCUAUUUUGAGCGGCAGUGCUUUAUUUCAGUAUGAGAAAAAACAACAAACUGAAGUGUGCUUUCCGUCCUUUCAAAGGACAGCUGUCGGGGAGGGGAGCUGAGCUGCCAGUGGGAGGGGAGAAUUAGCAGGGAGGCACCGUGGCAAAACCAGGGGAGAGACAUUCUCGACUCCUCUCUUUCCUGGUGUGUCGUGAUCCAGGGAAUGAAAAGAAAUUUGACCCUGGGCUAGGUCCCUCCUGGGAUUUAAGGGACUUCACCUUUUCUUUCCAUGGAAUUCUCCCAUGUAGGAUCAGCUGCCCAUUCUGAGCUCAGGACAGCCUUUUUGACCAUUUUUAGCCUAAUCUGGCUUGUCAGAAAAACCAACCCCACCCUCCAGAUUGAGCCUGGCUUCUCUGUUUUGUACCAAGUAUUGGAGACAAGGUGUCAAGUUCUUAGUAGCCCUGUAGCUCCUUCUCUAGGUUCCGUCCUCUCCCUGCAGAGGUCAGACCAACCCUCUGUAGCCACAACACGCAUUUCCCACGGCACAGUUAGAUGUACUUGAGGGGCUUUGAACCUGGCUGGCCAGGGAAGAAGUAGGGGUGGAUAGAGCUGUUUUUUUCUGGGCUGUCUCUGUCUGUCCCUACCCCUUCCAUGCCCCACCCUACUCCCACCAAAAAGUAAAAAAUCAGGAUGUUUUUCACUGUCCAUUGCUUUGUGUUUUAAUAAACAAUUUGCAGUGACACUCA